AUGUCUAUAGACAUUUUAGAAGACACCCAUUUAGAAGAGGAUAUUGACAGUACAAUGCCAGUCAAACUUAAAGCUAUAAUCGAUAUAAAUCUGGAAUAUCCUACAGAUCCUUUUUUGUUUUGUGAAACACCAGUAACACCGGAUCUGGUACGUGCAUUACUUGAGUUUGGUCCUUGUCAACCAGGCCUCAAAGAUACUUAUAAAGAUUUUCCCAAAAAUCACAAGUCAGACACUUGGGGCGAUCCAAAAUUGGGUUGUAAGAACUUUGCAAAAGGUCCCGACAAAAUUAACAAACAUGAAAACUCUGAAAGUCACAAGAUUGCAGAGAGAGAACUUUUAAUUACAAUGUUCCGACUUUACAAAGACAGAACCAUAAUAUGUGACAUUUUAACAUCAGAAAAGAAGGAAAUAGAAAAAAAACAGAAUAAUACUGGAAAAUAUGUUACUGAACAUGGAGACGCCAUCGGAAGAUUUAUCCAAUUUUGUGAGCUUCCUGAAGCUAGUGCAGAGGUUUUUUUUAAAACGCUUCUUACAGCAGUCACAGACUUAGGGCUGUCAAUGACCAUGUGCUAUGGUCAGUCCUACGAUGGAGCAAACACCAUGUCUGGUGAAAUAUCGGGCGUACAAAAACGAGUUAGAGAAAUAGCUCCACAUGCACUCUUCACACACUGCUGUGCUCAUAAUUUAAAUUUAAUUCUCAUAGAUGCUGUUUCAUCUAAUAUUCAAACACAGCUGUUUUUUGGAGUUCUGGAAAGCAUAUAUACAUUUUUUACCGGAAGUCUACCUCGUCUUUCUAUAUUGCAAGAGGAGCAACGCAACAACAUAGAAGCAUUUUCAUUAACACUGAAACGACUUAGUGAUACAAGAUGGGCUUCUAGAAAGACAGCAGUAGAUUCUAUAUUGCAGAAUUUACCAGCACUAGUUCUUGCAUUGCGAAGAAUAGUUGACGGUGAAGUUAAAAACUCUACUUCUAAACAGAUUGCCGAAGGAAAGGGAAUUCUUGUUACAAUAGAGACCUUUGAGUUUUUAGUUGUUUUGAUGUUUUGGAAAAUAAUUCUACAUAAGGCUUUAAACGUAUCCAUUUAUUUACAGAAGAGUAGCAUUGAUAUGUUAACAGCCUUUCGAUUAAUUCAGAUUUUUGAAAAUGAGAUGAAUAGCUGGAGAAAUGAAUUUGAAUCAGAAUUUGAUCAGAUUGAGAACGAAGCCACUGAGCUCGCUGAGAAAUGUGAUAUCCGUACGGAGUAUAAGCAACACAGGUUAUACAAACGGAAAAUAUUCCAUGACGAACGAGCAGAGGAUACUCAGAUAUCUGACUCUAGGAAAAAAUUCAUUGUUCAAACUUAUUUAGUGUCACUUGACUCUGUCAUAACUAGUACAAACACAAGGUUUCAAAAUUUUAAAGAUGUGUCUUCCAAGUUUUGUUGCUUAGACCCAAAACAUUUAGCAUUAGAUAACAGUUUAAUACAGUUGGAGCAAUUAGCAGUGACGUACUCGGAUGUUGUUGACAGUGUAACCGAAAUAGUGCAGGAAUUCGUAUCAUUUAGAACAUUUUACCAAGAGGUUUUUAGUGUAAGCAGUGUAAACAAGGGAGUUUCAACUGAAAAAGAACCUCUAGAAAUAGCGGUGACAGUAAACAGCAUUCUGAAAUUCAUGAUAGCUAAUGACUUGUGUUCCAAAUAUCCAAACCUGGCCACUUUGUAUCGUAUAUUUCUGACUUUACCAAUAAGCAGUGCCGGAGUAGAAAGAUCCUUCAGCCGUCUUAAACUCCUGAAAACAUACAUCCGUUCUACUAUGAACGAAGACAGGUUGUCCAGCUUAGCCCUGAUUACGAUUGAACGACAAUUAGCUUCUGAUGUUGAUUUAAAAGACGUAAUUGAUCAUUUUGCUAUAUUGAAACCUCGACGAAAAAGGAUGUUGUAG
Physella acuta is the source of this 1920-nucleotide messenger RNA. RefSeq names its product zinc finger MYM-type protein 1-like. The record is from RefSeq and is a predicted model, not a curated record. Gene Ontology annotation, molecular function: protein dimerization activity. NCBI's taxonomy places the organism in Eukaryota, Metazoa, Mollusca, Gastropoda, Physidae.